Pseudozyma hubeiensis SY62 is the source of this 348-nucleotide messenger RNA. RefSeq lists its product as hypothetical. The record is from RefSeq and is a predicted model, not a curated record. The coding region runs from base 1 to 348 and encodes 115 amino acids. The transcript has a single exon. NCBI's taxonomy places the organism in Eukaryota, Fungi, Basidiomycota, Ustilaginomycetes, Ustilaginales, Ustilaginaceae.
AUGUUCAGCAGAAAAUUGGUGCGGGUGACAAGUCGGCUGAACGACGACACCAACCGUCUCCAUCUCUGCUGGAGCUGCAACCGCACGAGCAAUCAUCGUCGUCGAAGACGACAUCUACGCGGCCUGAAGAUCUCCUUAGCCGUUUUGGACCUGCCCCUGGCUCUGCUGCGGAUGCUGGAGAAAGCAGCAGAGGAGGGGGAUUGGGGUUUCUACUGGCGUUCCUGCCGAAAAGCUGGCAGCGGAAGUGGGCUCCGCACCGGCAACAGUCUGACCAGAAUGACGCACACGACACUCGAUCCUGAUCUGGAUCAGGUGGAGCGGGGCAUAGAGGGGCGGCAUCACCUGUAG